Molecule: messenger RNA, 1614 nt
Organism: Cloeon dipterum
Lineage: Eukaryota; Metazoa; Arthropoda; Insecta; Ephemeroptera; Baetidae
Product: tubulin alpha-3 chain
Exons: 5
Coding region: 120-1472 (450 amino acids)
Biological process (GO): microtubule cytoskeleton organization; mitotic cell cycle
Cellular component (GO): microtubule; cytoplasm
Molecular function (GO): structural constituent of cytoskeleton; GTP binding
Source: RefSeq, a predicted model, not a curated record
AAGGCAAGACUUGCUGUCGGUUGCAACCAGAGCUUCGAGAGCCGUGUCGCAUUGCAAAGCACAGCUUAGCAGCUUACUCGUCCUCCGCCAAGACCGACUCAUCCUUCCUCUGAGCAAGCAUGCGCGAGUGCAUUUCCGUCCACAUUGGCCAGGCUGGCGUCCAGAUUGGAAAUGCCUGCUGGGAACUGUACUGCCUUGAACACGGCAUCCAGCCGGACGGCCAAAUGCCUUCUGACAAAACCAUUGGCGGUGGCGAUGACAGCUUUAACACUUUCUUCAGCGAGACAGGCGCUGGGAAACAUGUGCCUCGCGCUGUGUUCGUUGACUUGGAACCUACCGUCGUAGACGAGGUCCGCACUGGAACGUACCGCCAGCUUUUCCAUCCAGAACAACUGAUUACCGGCAAGGAGGAUGCGGCCAACAACUACGCCCGCGGCCACUACACCAUCGGAAAGGAGAUCGUUGAUGUCGUGCUGGACCGGAUCCGCAAACUUGCCGACAUGUGCACCGGUCUGCAAGGAUUCCUCAUUUUCCACUCAUUCGGCGGAGGCACUGGAUCUGGUUUCACCUCGCUUCUCAUGGAGCGCUUGUCUGUUGACUACGGCAAGAAGAGCAAACUCGAGUUCUCCAUUUACCCUGCUCCACAGGUUUCGACUGCUGUUGUUGAGCCGUACAACUCGAUCCUAACGACCCACACGACGCUGGAGCACUCGGACUGCGCCUUCAUGGUGGACAACGAGGCCAUCUACGACAUUUGCCGACGCAACCUGGACAUCGAGCGGCCGACCUACACGAACCUGAACCGCCUGAUCGGCCAGAUCGUGUCCAGCAUCACGGCUUCCCUUCGCUUCGAUGGUGCCCUCAACGUCGAUCUGACCGAGUUCCAGACGAACCUGGUGCCCUAUCCGCGCAUCCACUUUCCGCUGGCCACCUACGCUCCGGUCAUCUCGGCAGAGAAGGCCUACCACGAGCAGUUGACCGUGGCCGAAAUCACCAACGCCUGCUUCGAACCCGCUAAUCAGAUGGUCAAAUGCGAUCCUCGCCAGGGCAAGUACAUGGCCUGCUGCAUGCUGUACCGAGGAGAUGUCGUCCCCAAAGACGUCAACGCCGCCAUCGCCACCAUCAAGACUAAGCGGUCCAUCCAGUUUGUCGACUGGUGCCCAACUGGAUUUAAGGUUGGCAUCAACUAUCAACCGCCGACCGUCGUACCUGGCGGAGACUUGGCAAAGGUGCAGCGCGCCGUGUGCAUGUUGAGCAACACGACGGCUAUUGCCGAGGCUUGGGCACGGCUCGACCACAAAUUCGACUUGAUGUACGCCAAACGCGCCUUUGUCCACUGGUAUGUGGGCGAAGGCAUGGAGGAAGGCGAGUUCUCCGAGGCCCGCGAGGACUUGGCCGCCCUCGAGAAAGACUACGAGGAGGUUGGCGUCGACUCUGUCGACGGAGAAGCCGACGAGGGAGACGAAUACUAAUUUUUUACUACUUCACUGUUCACUGACAGGAUUAAAUUUAUUUUUUGAUAUUUUUGCGUAACACUCGAUGUCAUUUAAAGAACACAUGUGCUUUUGAACUUGCAAGCAACUAAAUAAAGGUGAAUAUAAUUUUCAGCCUCGA